Messenger RNA from Malurus melanocephalus (red-backed fairy wren), 833 nucleotides. RefSeq lists its product as uncharacterized. Bases 21 to 791 code for a protein of 256 amino acids. The transcript has a single exon. The record is from RefSeq and is a predicted model, not a curated record. Lineage: Eukaryota; Metazoa; Chordata; Aves; Passeriformes; Maluridae.
UUCUGUAGCUCAUGCAUUAAAUGGCUCARACAGCAGCUGUGAUAUCAAGAGAUGAAGAGGAGAUCCAAAAUAGCAGUGAGGAUGAAGACCGAUUUCUCACUCCUGAUGCUGUAACAGCAUCCCCUGGUUGCUCUGCCAGCCCUUCGCUAGACACCCUUAAUGAAGACAAGAGAAGCUCAGCAGGGCCAGAAAGACUGUCUGUCCUCUCCAGCAGGGCAGUGGCCCAAGGCAAAGCCCUGGCUGGCCCUGAGAUGGUCAGUGCUGGCCAGGCACAGAGUGCAGCCCCUGGGCUGGCUGAGCAUCCUCUGGCAGCUGCAGAUGCAUCAUUAGGUGUCUCCUCAUACCCUAUAGUAUCUGAUGACCUGCUCCCUGAGGACAUUGCCUCCCUGCCCACCACAAGCCCCCCCUGUGAUGGUGAAUUGAGCUCAGAGGUGCUGCAGGCCCCAAAGGUGACCGGGGAGGCCGGGACUGACCCUGGGGAUGGCCACAUGCAGCAGGCAGGGAGCAGCUCCAAGGGCAAUGCAGUCUCCUGUAGCUUGGGCCAUGUGAUUUGGAUGAAGAGCACAAAAGUAAUGGAGACCUUAGAAAACAAGAAAAAGGAAGAAAAGGAGAAGUACCGGCUCCAGCUAUCUAUGUACCGACGGCUCCUGCUGUUGCGCUCCAUCAGGAGUUUGCACAGGCAGCUGGAGCAGCAGCAGGCCAGGCUGCAGGAAUGCUAUGGCAUGGUGAUAGAAACAAAGAAAGAAGUGUUGAAACAGAUUUGCUCAACUUCGCCUUCACCUUCACCAUAAUCAUGCUGCUGCCUGCAUAAAUGAGCUUUGCCAUGACACCAG